AUGCGGAUCAUCAGGAGCCUACCAUUUUUAGCUCCCUUGUUGCUACGAGGGGUAAGGGAUAUUGGGUGGGAGCAUGCAGUGGAUCUUGAUGGAAAUAAAAAACGGUGGCAGUGCAAGUGGUGUGAUUUAUGUCGAAGUGGUGGGGUAACUACAUUGAAGGCUCAUCUUACUGACAGCAGCUGCCCGAAAAUUCCAAUGGAAAUGUCAAAGCAAGUGUUGCACUUCGUUGAAGAGAAAAGAGCAGCACGCCAACUUUUUAAUAGGGACCCAUGGCCCCCUUACAAGAAAAUUGAUGGGGUUAGUCUUUUUUGCUCAGAAGUGAAAGAGGAGGGGACUGUAUCAUAUAAGAAUGGUCAGCAACCUUCAAAUAAUGGUAUGCAUAUGCAAACAUCAGGGAAUUGCACUAUUGACGAGUUGGCAGCUCGAAGCAACCAAUGUGGUACAGAACAUAGUGGCCAACCAGUUGAGGAUUAUGAGCAGUCAAAGAAAGGCAGUGAUUGGGCAGAGGAGCAGUUGCCAAUCGAGAAUGGCAAGCACCAUGUACUAAAUAAUGAGCACCACAUUGUUGACAAGAACAAUGGGAAUCCACAAAAUAGAGAGAAGUUGAACUUAGAGUGUGAUAACUCAAUACAAGGUGCCGUAACUACAUUGAAGGCUCAUCUUACUGGAUCAGAAGAGGAAGGGACUGUACCAUGUAAGAAUGAUCAGCAACCUUCAAAUAAUGAUAUGCAUAUGCAAACAUCGGAGAAGUGCGCUAUUGAUGAGUUGGCAGCUCGAAGCAACCAAUGCGGUAAACAUCAUUGUGGACAACCAGUUGAGAAUUAUGAACAGUCAAAGAUAUGCAGCGAUUGGCCCGAGGAGCAGUUACCAAUGGAGCAUGAAAAGCAUCAUGUACUAAAUAAUGAGCACCAGAUUGUGGACAAGACCACUGAGAAUUCACAAAACAAACAGAUAUUGAAACAUCCUCGGAAGACCAGGUUUAACUUACGGAAACAUAUUGUUAUCAUUGAUGAAAUUGCAAGGCAUUGGAGGUGUAGGUACUGUGGUAUGGAUGGACAUGGCAAAACAUCUAGGCUCCAUUAUCAUCUUGCUGGCGUCUUUCGUCAUCCUAAGUGCACAAGUGUCCCUAAAGAAGUUUUUGCAAAGGCAAAACACCAUAUUCUAAUAAAGAGAAGGCCCGGGAUGAAAAAGACUGGGCAGCAAGCUCCUCCAGAGCCACAAAUUCUUGUGCAAUCCAGUGUAAUACUGGAGAACAAUGAUCCAGCAUUUAGCAAUCUUCCACAAUUGCCAAUAAAUGGUUUGUCGAGCGAGGCGCGUUCCAGUUACCCGACAAGGUUAAGGGACAAUGCAUGGGAACAUUCACUGGUUUAUGACAGAGAAAAAGGACAUUGGAAGUGCAAGUGGUGCAGCUUAGAGGGUUAUCAUGGUGUAACUAGAUUAAAGUGGCAUCUUGUUGGCUGGCAAAAUCAUCCUCGAUGCUGUAAAAUUCCAGAAGAUGCCGCUAAGAGGGUUAGAGACCAAAUGAUAUCAAGGGAAAAGAAGAAAGUGAGAACAUCAGGUCCACAUGCCGGUAUUGACAGUGGUGACAUUCUUUGCUCUUCUAUGAGUUCACAAUUUGAUGAAGAGCAUUUCACUAUAGCUGUGCAGAAUAGUAGUUCUUCCCAAGCUUUUGAUGAAGCUAACAGAACAUCAAAUACAUGCAACACGUUAUCAAAUACUAUAUCCGGUUCUCAGCCACUCAUGGAGGGCCCUCAUGGAAUAUUAUAUAGUAACACAAACAAAUCUGAGAUGCUAUCUAGAAGAAGUGACUGUUGGAGUCACUGGAGAUAUGUUUUGAAUGGACUGAUGCAUUUGCAUGGUGUACAGGAGGGUGCUGGCAUCCAGAGUUGCAUCCGUGAUGUCCUCCACAGUUGCUCUAAAUUUGAAUCUCUCAGGGACAAAGUGGAAAUGGAUUCUGACAGAACAGUGUCAAGGAAUACGGGUAUUGCUGAGUGCAAGAACGUUCUUGUGGACAUUUUGAGAUCAGAGGAUUUUGCCUUGUUAUGCAAUGUUCUUCGCAAAACUGUGCAUCAAGAUGGGGAAAGGACUAAGUAUUUCGAUUUUGGUGUGAUUGACUCUAGAAUGAAAAAUGGAGAGUAUGGGUGUGCACCUGAAAUAUUCAAAGAUGAUUUAAAACUGUUAUGGGAAAAUCUUAAAAUGGCUGGCCAAGAUAUCAUUGACCUAGCAAAUAAUCUUUCAAGUCUCACAGAAGCCUCCUACACAAAUGAGGUUGGAAGACAAAGAGGAUCAUGUGAUUGUGAGGAGGAACUCAAGGGAGCUGUGUUGGGCAGCUCUGAACCCAAGAAAUUGGUCGAAUCAGCUCCAUCAGUACCCUCGACCUCACAGGGAUGCCAACCAUUGGACUAUCCAGAGCGAACAGAUGUUUCUGAUGUUCAAAAGGGCAGUGCCUGUGACCAAUGUGGCAAAGAGACGAGAGGUGUCAGCACCGUCAUAUGUAACGUAUGCAAGUUAGUGUGUCACAUGUCAUGCAUUGAUCCUCCGAUACCAUCCACGUCGACGGGAAGCUGGUAUUGCAAAGGCUGCAGCAGUACCACCUGCAACGAAUCAGCUCAAGGAGGUUAUGAACCGAAUAGCUUGCAUGGAAAUUGUGUCCUAUGCAAAAGACUUGAGGUGUGCAUGCCCCCAGAAUGCAAAGAACAGACACCUGUUGGUAAGUCAAGAGCAACUGUGCUUUCCAGUACUGAGGGUCGGGAACUGUCGAACAUUGACCCCGGUGGUUCAUGCAAGAUAUGUGGAACUCCUGAAGAGGAUGCCAAGAGAUUCCUCGUAUGUGGUCACAGCCACUGUCCAUACAAGUACUACCACAUUUGCUGUCUGAAGUCUAAACAGAUUGCUAGCGAUAUGCAGCGGGACAAACCGUGCUGGUACUGUCCAUCAUGCCUUUGUCGGGUUUGUCUAUCUGACAGAGAUGACGACCUGACCAUUCUGUGCGACGGCUGCGACGAGGCUUAUCAUCUGUACUGCAUAACACCUCGGCGUACUUGGAUACCCAAGGGGAAGUGGUAUUGCUCGCGUUGUAGCGUGGAGAGGGCAAAGGCGGGGAUGAGGCGGUAUGAGAAGAAGAUGCUGAAGCAGCAUCGCAAGGAUGAUGAUGCGAGGCUGGAAAGUAGGAAUUUUGCAGCGGUGGAUUUGCUGCUUUCUGCUGCAGAGAAGCUGAGGGAGGAUGAGCAACUGGUGGCUUGUGCAGAUUACUAG
Molecule: messenger RNA, 3255 nt
Organism: Triticum turgidum subsp. durum (durum wheat)
Lineage: Eukaryota; Viridiplantae; Streptophyta; Magnoliopsida; Poales; Poaceae
Source: the annotation of a GenBank genome assembly